Messenger RNA from Lampris incognitus (smalleye Pacific opah), 2457 nucleotides. RefSeq names its product protocadherin gamma-A2-like. The coding region runs from base 22 to 2457 and encodes 811 amino acids. Gene Ontology annotation, cellular component: plasma membrane. The record is from RefSeq and is a predicted model, not a curated record. The transcript has a single exon. Lineage: Eukaryota; Metazoa; Chordata; Actinopteri; Lampriformes; Lampridae. Gene Ontology annotation, biological process: homophilic cell-cell adhesion. Gene Ontology annotation, molecular function: calcium ion binding.
CAUUGUUUAUCUUUCUCUUAAAUGGCGCUGGAGGAUUCGCCCAACGCAACAAUGAAGCGGCAAGUACAAUGGCUUCUAUUGGUCCUCUCUCUCAGAUCGGCGCUCGCGCAGGUCAGCUACUCGAUUCCGGAGGAAAUGGCUGAAGGUUCCUUGGUCGGUAACAUUGCGCAGGAUUUAGGGCUAGACGUGAAAAGGCUGAAAACGGGGAAAGCGCGUAUUCACUCGGGCGACCGUGCAAAAGCCAUCGAGCUGAGUGCGGAGAGAGGUGUGCUGCUCCUCCGGGAGAGACUAGACAGGGAGGCGCUGUGUGGCGACGCGACGCCUUGCGCUUUGCAUUUUCAGGUUAUCCUCGAGAGCCCGAUGGAGCUGUUCCGCGUGGCGGUGGAGAUCGCCGACGUAAACGACAACGCUCCCAGCUUCGCGUCCGGCGAGAAGCGCUUUGAAAUUAGCGAGUCGGCGGUCGUGGGGUCGAAGUUCGUGCUGGAGAAAGCCGUGGACCUCGACAUUGGGCUGAACAGCCUGCAGAGCUACUCGCUUAAACCGACCGACAACUUCGCGUUGAAACUAGAAAAUCAAGCCGACGGAAGUAAAAAAGUCGAAAUGGUUCUGCGGAAGCCGCUAGACCGAGAGCAUCAGGAGCACAUCGCGCUGCUGUUGACCGCUGUGGACGGCGGAGAGCCGCAGAUGUCCGGCACAAUGCAGAUACACGUCAACGUUUUAGAUGCUAAUGACAAUGCUCCAGUGUUCACAGAAGCAGUGUACAAGGCUACAAUAACCGAAAAUUCCCCGAGGGGGACAAGUGUUACGGUUGUAAGUGCGACCGACAAGGACGAGGGCUCAAACGGACAGAUAUCGUUUGUCAUUUCUAACAGUAAACGCCGCUUGUCCGACCUGUUUCAGAUCGACGCGAAAAGCGGCGAGCUUACAUUAAUUGGCGAUAUAGAUUAUGAAAAGGCGAAGCACUAUCAGAUAGAUAUUGAAGCCGUAGACAGCGGGGGGCUCUCCGAUUCCAGCAAGGUUAUCGUUGACGUCAUUGACGUCAACGAUAACAAGCCUCUGUUAAAUAUCCUCUCUCAGUCAGACAAAAUACUAGAAGAUUCCCCGCCACACACGGUGAUAGCGAUGUUAAGUGUAAAUGACCCCGACUCGGAUCACAAUGGAGAGGUGGACUGCAGUAUAAACGAUAAUAUCCCGUUUAAAAUUCAUUCUACAUUAAAUGGAUUUUAUAGUUUAGUAACAGACGUCGCCUUAGACAGAGAGGAGGCUUCCCAGUAUAACAUCACCGUGACGUGUUGUGAUGAGGGAGUGCCCUCUCUCUCCAGCAGCGUCACUCUCACCUUACACAUCUCAGAUGUGAAUGACAACGCGCCUGUCUUUGAGAGGAGCUCAUAUGAGGCCUACAUUGUAGAAAACAACACACCGGGUCUCUCCAUAUUCACAGUGAAAGCCACAGACGCUGACUGGAACCAGAAUGCCCGUGUCUCUUAUAUACUGGAGGACUCCUCGGUUAACGGAGUGCCCGUCUCCUCCUAUGUGUCCGUCAGUGCUGAUAGUGGAGUCAUCCAUGCAGUUCGCUCUUUUGACUACGAGCACAUCAAGGAUUUCCCAUUCUGUGUUAAAGCGCAGGAUGGAGGCUCUCCUCCACUCAGUAGUAACGUGACCGUGAAAAUAAUGAUCCAGGACCAGAACGACAACGCCCCUCAGGUUCUGUACCCAGUCCAGACCAGCAGCUCUGUGGUGGCUGAAAUGGUGCCUCGUUCAGCAGAUGUGGGCUAUCUGGUGUCUAAAGUGGUGGCUGUUGAUGUGGACUCUGGACAGAAUGCCUGGCUCUCCUAUAAGCUGCAGAAAGCCACAGACAGGGCGCUGUUUGAAGUGGGCUUACAGAAUGGGGAAAUAAGGACUAUCCGCCAAGUCACUGAUAAAGAUGCUGUGAAACAAAGGCUGACUGUUGUAGUGGAGGACAACGGGCAGCCCUCUCGUUCAGCUACAGUCAAUGUUAACGUGGCGGUGGCGGACAGCUUCCCUGAAGUGCUCUCGGAGUUCACUGACUUUACACACGACAAGGAGUACAAUGACAACCUGACUUUUUACUUAGUCUUGGCUUUGACUGUAGUGUCCUUUCUCUUCAUCACCUGCUUAGUGGUCAUCAUAUCAGUGAAGAUAUACAGAUGGAGACAGUCUCGCGUCCUCUAUCAUUCCAGUCUACCGGUGAUUCCCUAUUAUCCACCACGUUACUCAGACACUUUGGGGACAGGGACUCUCCAGCACGUGUACAAUUACGAGGUGUGCAGGACGACUGACUCCAGAAAGAGUGACUGUAAGUUCGGCCGAGCCGGUAGUCAGAACGUGCUGAUAAUGGACCCCAGUUGUACAGGGACGAUGCAGCGGAUCCAGAAUGAAAAGAACAUCCUGGAUGAGCCAGACUCUCCUGUAGAGGUUAGAACGCAAUUUUUGUGA